Molecule: messenger RNA, 2533 nt
Organism: Xenopus tropicalis (tropical clawed frog)
Lineage: Eukaryota; Metazoa; Chordata; Amphibia; Anura; Pipidae
Product: B-cell receptor CD22-like
Exons: 13
Coding region: 25-1902 (625 amino acids)
Source: RefSeq, a predicted model, not a curated record
ACCUACCCUGUAACCUGUAUAUCAAUGGCCCAGACAACUGGGAAGUUAUAUGCCUUUGGGGGCCGAGCUGCUCGGGAGGUAUAUGUCGCUAUUUCUCCGUCCCCCCGGAAACAGGAAUUACAUAGGACCAUUCUAUUGGUGAUGAAGAAGGAGAGUUGUGGGGGAGACAUGAUGGAGCGCUACAGGCACUUACACAGGAUCAUUCUCAUGGUUGUUCUUCAAGGGGGGUUCCCAGGUUCGUACAGUCAGGAUUGGGCCCUUACCCUCCCUGAAUCCAUCAGAGCAUUGAGAGGAUCCUGUGUGGUGAUUCCCUGCACAUUCACCCUCCCCAGGGGCUAUGGAGACUUCAAUAUGGUUUGGUACAUAGAAAACCAUCUUCAGCCUGACAAUAAAAUAUUCAGCCAACAGAAUCCCUCUGAUGUGAGUGAGGGUUACAGAGGCCGCACUUCCCUGGUCGGCAAUGAGCCAAACAGCUGCUCCCUGAGGAUUAAUGAUGUGCAAGAAAAUGGCACUUAUUAUCCCUAUAUAUAUGGGAACUGUCUUAUCAUCAGUGAGUGUGAGAAAGUGCAGGUUACAGUCUCAGAUGUUCCCAGUAGGCCAGGAAUACAGAUACCCACAGAUCUAACUGAGGGGGUAUGUGCCCCCAUCCCCUGCUCUGUAGAACACACGUGCCCCCCCAGGCCCCCUACUCUACAGUGGAACACAGCUGGGUAUAAACUCACUGACAGGCAGCAGAGCCUUAAGGAUGGAGUAUGGAAAGCUGAGUCUGUAAUGGAAUAUCUCCCCUCCUACCGGGAUCAUGGGGCUGAACUUGAAUGUGAAGCUACGUAUCCAAAUGGGCUCAGAUCCAAAAGCUUGGUCACUUUGAACAUAAACUAUUCUCCGAAAAAAACAGUAAUUAUUAUAUCUGAUGGGAAGAAGGAAAGGAAAGAAGGUGAUGCCGUGAAUUUAACCUGUGCCAGUGAUGCCAACCCUGCUGCCAAUGCCUUUACCUGGUACAACAAUAAGAGAGAUGGAACUGUAGAGCUGAGGGAGGAGCAGGGGCGGAGCAUAACUGUGACUGUGGGGCGGGGCAGAGAGACAUUCUCCUGCACUGCAAGGAACCCACUGGGAACUGGGAAUUCCACUCUCUCUGAGCUGCAGGUUUUAUAUAAAGCCAAAAAUGUCACAAUAGAAGGAAAAGAUGAAGUGAAGGAAGGAGCAGCCCUGGAGCUUGAAUGCCAUUUCUCAGACUAUAACCCACCAACAACUCAGUACAGCUACAGCUGGUAUCUAAAUGGGAAUCCUGUGAAUGGGGAGACUGGCAGAAUAUUACAGAUAAAUAACAUUACAGAGUCCCAUUCUGGCAACUACAGCUGCAAUGUGCAGAACCGAGCGGGACCUUCCUAUUCCCCAGGCUUUGCUGUCACAGUCAUGUCUGCACCGACAGGAGAGGGACUGCCCAUGAGCAUUAUACUCGGGGGCGGAGCUGGUGCUGUAUUGGUCAUACUAUUGGCUCUAGGCCUUUAUUUAUUCCUUAGAGCCAAAAAGUCACAGAAAGGGGGAGAGUCAGGAGGCUGGGGAGCGGAGACUGAUAUUCAGAAUUCCCAGCCCACUGAGAGUCCCUACACUGCCCUACAGACAAGAGACACGGCCGUGUAUUAUGGAAUCAAGAAUUCCCAGCCCACUGAGAGUCCCUACACUGCCCAAGAGACAAGAGACCCGGCCGUGUAUUAUAUAAUCACGAAAUCCCAGCCCACUGAGAGUCCCUACACUGCCCUACAGACAAGAGACACGGCCGUGUAUUAUAUGAUCGAGAAUCCCCAGGCCACUGAGAGUCUCUACACUGCCCUACAGACAAGAGACACAGCCGUGUAUGAAGAAAUCAAGCCACAAAUCCAUCAGCAGAACAGAUCCAAAUGAGCGCAACAAGGGGAGGCCGACCAUUGAGCUGAGCGCAUGGAAAACACAAAGCUCUGAGCUACCAACCCAUUAGCUUCCUGCUGAUUAUUAGGCUAAAAAUACAUUUGGUAAUAUUUCUGCAUAAUAAAACCUUCACCCUCCAUCAAUAGCUUUAUUCAUGUAAUGAGCAGAGGAACAGCACAUCUGCUGCCUGCUAUGGCCUUUGGGAGUUUAGAGCUCAGACUAGUUGCUCACACUCACUGGCAUAACUAGUGUGUACUGGGCCCCCCCACAAACAAUCUUGCCAGAGUUCCAUACCCGGCCCCCACAUCAGCAUCUUCUGCCUGCCUGAGUCUUCCCUCCCCAGCCACCCUACUACUGUCCAGCAGAGAGGAAAAACUUACAUUUAUAGAGAGAGGAAGCAGCCCCACCGCCCCAGCCCCCCUUUUCCCUGGGCCCCCCUUAAUCGCAGAGUAUGUUUUAUAGUUACGCCACCUGAGCACCCUGCCCUUCUUUAUUCAGGUUUUAUCUCACUUCUCUAAUCCAUUAUACUAUUAGUUGUUGGAAUUUACAUAACUGGCACAGGUAGGGGAUCCCUUAUCUAGAAACCUUAUAUGCAAAAAUAAUUCUAUUUUUAAAAAUGAUUCCCUUU